GCCCGGGCACACCCUCGACAAUUUCCAUCUGGCCUCAACAGCGAAAGUCGACUGCUGCAGGACACGAGAGAGAAGGAAUCCGGGUCUGCUCGGGGCCUCUGCUCUCUUUUUCUGCCGGCGCCCGCGUCACCGCACUACUGCCUCGCUCGCCCGCUCCCAUUGGACCACGUUCGGCUUCUUCACCGACGCACAGUGCAGCAGAGUGCGUGCUCCCACCAUCCGCGGCCACUCAAGACGGCCUCACCGUCCCCACCGCUCGCUCGCCGCACGCCAUGAAGCCCAGCGCGCUCUCCGCGCUCGUGCUGUGCCUGUUCGCUGCCUUUGCAGCUGCAUGGACCAAAGAGGACCACGAGAUCUUCCGCCUCCGCGAUGAGGUCGCCCUCCACAGCGGCGAGAACGUGACCUUCUACGACCUGCUCGGCGUCAAGCCCUCGGCCUCGCAAGAUGAGCUGACCAAGGCCUACCGCAAGAAGUCGCGCGACCUCCACCCCGACAAGGCUCGCAGGAACUUCGAGGCCAAGCGCGUGCUUGAGAACAAGAAGAAGGGCAAGAAGGUCACCAAGCCCGCUUCGAAGAAGGAAAUCGAUGCAUACAUGAAGGAGGCCACCUCUGCGUACCAGAGGCUGUCCGUCGUUGCCAAUCUGCUCAAGGGUGAGAGCCGUGAGCGAUACGACCACUUCCUCAGGAACGGCUUCCCCAAGUGGAAGGGCACUGGAUACUACUACAGUCGCUACCGCCCCGGCCUCGGCUCUGUCCUUUUUGGCUUAUUUGCCGUUAUGGGCGGUGGCGUGCACUACUACACCCUCGUCAUGGGUUGGAAGCGUCGCCGUGAGUUCGUCGAGAGAUACAUUCGGCAUGCGCGCAGGACCGCCUGGGGCGACGAUACCGGCAUCAACGGCAUCCCGGGCGUCGAUACCCCACCUGUUAACACGGAAAAUUGGGGUGACGACUCAGAUGAAGCUCCGCAGGAAAUGGCUCCUAUGAACCGCAGGCAGAAGCGCGCCAUGGAGAAGGAGAACAAAAAGGACAAGAAGUCUGCCGUCGCGAAGAAGGCGCGCAGCUCUGGCAUCAGCACGCCUGUCGAGGCCAAGCUGACCUCGGGCCCCCAGGGUGCUAAGAAGCGCAUUGUUGCCGACAAUGGCAAGGUUCUUGUUGUCGAUUCCGCAGGCAAUGUCUUCCUGGAAGAGGAGAGUGACGAAGGCCUCAAGCAGGAAUUCCUUUUGGAUCCUGAUGAGGAACCCAAACCCACCAUCUUCGACACGAUGCUGUUCAAACUUCCCAAGUAUGCCUACAACCAGACGGCCGGACGCGUGUUGGGAAACACCCAGGCGGUUGAGGAGCCCCUCCUUGAACCCUCCGAUGUACCUGAAGAGGAAGCCGCUCUUAACAAUGCCACCGCAAACAACCUCAACGGGGAGACGAGGAAGCGCAAGGCAAAGGCCAGAGCUGUCAGGUAGUCUGCAUUUGUGGAGUUGGUCCAGGAAAAGCAUCUGGUUUACAGUUCUAUACCAUGGCUGGGGUGCAAUGUCACCUAGACGGAGUGUUUUUAGAAAAGACGGUUGGCUGUAGGAUAACACGAGCUAUGGAUCUAUCAAGCAUAUGUCAAUAAAAGCCUCAUCGCGUUUGUAAAGUAUACCCUGCAUUCACGAGCUGACAUGCGGUGUUCCCUCCAGACGAUUACGCUUCGACGCACGGCCUGCUUAAAUACGCCCCACGAUUGCCUGGUCAGAGAUGUUCUAUAUUGAGCCAGGAAGGUAUUGGGAAGCGGCUGUGAGAGGGU
Paraphaeosphaeria sporulosa is the source of this 1780-nucleotide messenger RNA. Its product is annotated as DNAJ domain-containing protein. The coding region runs from base 273 to 1457 and encodes 394 amino acids. Lineage: Eukaryota; Fungi; Ascomycota; Dothideomycetes; Pleosporales; Didymosphaeriaceae. Gene Ontology annotation, cellular component: endomembrane system. The transcript has 3 exons. The record is from RefSeq and is a predicted model, not a curated record.